ACAGCUGAGCUGCAACCGUGACACCAUCUCGCCUUCCAGAGCAACACUGAAGUAGCCUCAUACAUGUUUCUGCUGCUUUGAAAAGAUCAUGGGGAACCGGUGCGCGGAGCCGAUCGUCUUCACUGGGUUCAGAGCCUGAGCCGCCUGCUUUCGUCUUCAUCAUUGUUAUGGAAAGGGCUCAGUGAUAUUUUAAUUCUAAACUCAAUAGCAAUUUUUGGAUCACAAUCGCUACAAUACUUCUGUUUCUCUCCUCGCGCCUGUUGUGGCUUGCUGGUACAAUGGGGUGUUGCAGUGGACGUUGCACGUUGAUUUUUCUUUGCAUUUUCCAGCUGAUGGUUGCAUUGGAAAGACAGGUAUUUGACUUCCUGGGCUACCAGUGGGCACCUAUCCUGGCCAACUUCUUUCACAUUAUCAUCGUCAUCCUGGGCCUCUUUGGCACCAUCCAGUACAGACCACGCUACAUUGUGGUGUAUGCCAUUUGGACAGCACUCUGGGUGGCAUGGAACGUUUUCAUUAUCUGCUUCUACCUGGAAGUGGGAGGUCUAUCCAAGGAGAGUGACCUCCUGACCUUUAACAUCUCAGCGCACCACUCGUGGUGGAGCGAGCACGGGCCGGGCUGUGUGCGCAGGGAGAUGCCCACCCCGGGCAUGCGCAGCCUGGACAGCCACUCCUACAUCUCCGUCAUGGGCUGUCUGCUGGAGUACCAGUACAUCGAGGUCCUGCACAGCGCCUUCCAGAUCCUGGUCGCACUCCUGGGGUUCGUCUACGCCUGCUAUGUUGUCAGUGCCUUCACAGAGGAGGAAGACAGCUUUGAUUUUAUUGGUGGAUUUGAUCCAUUCCCCCUCUACCAUGUCAAUGAGAAACCAUCUCACCUCCUCUUAAAGCCCAUGUACCUGUCUACGUAAAUAGAGCUUCGGGGUGUGUGAAGGUCAUUUCUGAAGAUGGAGAGGGAGGUCUGACAUGGAGAACUGGAACAGAAGAGAGAUGCUGCAUCACAUCAGUGUGGAAGUCCAGGGGACUAUGCAAGAGCAUUCCUCUGCUUCACAUUUAUUUUCAGUCAUUUUCAGUGUUGUCGGUAAACUUCUUUAAAAAAUACAACACUUCCGAGUUGUUUACAAUUCUCUGGGGAUAAUGGUUUAGUUUUGGAGGGGGAAAUCUACAGCGGAACUUGAGAGCAAUUUGAUGCACAGUUUUAAAUGAACUAUUAUUUGUAUAACGAAUGGGAGCAGUCAAUAAGGAUUCAAUGCCUGUGGCACUGUUUUCUCAUUGCUGUCUCUGUCAUUGUUUUGUCAGAAGUACAGAAGUGCAUAGUGAACACUCGCCCAGCUGAAAAGUCCUGAAGAGUUCCUAGCCUCAUUUUUGUUUGUCGUCCGUUAUUGUUUUAUUAAUAGCUAUUGAUUGACUGUGUGGUUUGCGUCAGACCCAGGACUGAUGGAUACACUGGCCUUGCAGAAAGAGGAAGGAAAUGAACAUGCAUUUGAAAACAAAGCUGUGAAACCCCAAGGAAAGGAACAAUUAAAACUUAAAAAUGUUUUCCGCUGGGUUCAAAAAACAACAUAACGUCUUGUUGUGAAUGGCACUAAACUAAAGAGAAAGACAUGUCAAAGCUGAGACAUUUAUGUUUUGACUUCAAUAUACAGUAGCAACUUUUGUUCUUUUGUAAGAAAGAAAACUUCCAUUUGUGAAAUGUCACAAGCUAUUUUUAGACAGUGUUUUAAUAAAGUGGGUGCUUUGGAGCUGCCGGGAGUGGAAUUGAGGAAUGCCCAUUAUCUCCAUACACUCAUUCCCCAUGGGUAAAAUAAGAGACACAGCUGGAGAAGAUACUACAUGGGGAGUGAGGUAUUGAUAUAGUGGACUAAUAAAAGCUGCCUCAAUCUCCAGCAGCUACUUACUGUAUUUGUUUGAAUGUGGCAGAAGGGAAGGGGGGUUACUGUGGUUAAGUAAGUCAUAAAUAUUUGCAGAGGGUGUUGAAUAGCAUUGUUAAUUUACAGCCCAGUGCAGUAUCAGCACUAAUACUCAGGUCACCCACCCACCACAUGGUUGCGACUAUAUUGAACUGUAUGCUUUUUUUCUCAGUGGGUAACAGAGAAUAGCAGAAUGUACAUGGAUCACAAAGGAAUCAUACAAGGAGCAGCCCGUGAUUAACUGAGCUUAAUAUAUUGGCAAUAACUGGAGGCAAACUAGCUGAAGACCAUCUAUAAUGUUGGAAUUGCAUUCAAAGAAAAAGCAGUUCUUCACUUAUUGCUAGUGUGUGCAGAGCUACUCAGAGGUCAGAAUAACUGAGUAGCCCCCCUCUCAUAUCAUGGUCAUGUUGUUGGUGAUAUGAGGAGGUGAUUCCCUCACUCUGUUCCUAUGGCUUCAUUGUUGUCAUGAAUCUAUGCUGCCCCCUAAUGUUGAAUGUGUGUAUUAAUUGUCUGGCAACUAAAUUAAUUUCUAUCAAAAUGCAAGCAUUUUUUUUUUACAUUUGACAAGAUUCAUCAUUAAAAUGUGAAUGAUAAAAACAAAAAGCUUUUUAAAAAAACUGUGUGAAAAACGGUAACAGGGACCACUAGUGCCAGUGUUUUCUCUUGCUCUACACAUUCUCUUGAACUGGUUGUUCUGCAUGUGCGUUCUUCUGUAGUUGUUGUAUUGCAUUACAUCACAGCUUGUUAGAUGUAAAGUAAAUGUCAUCACUACCCUGUGCAGAAAAUAUGUAUUUGAGGUUUCAAUUAGUCUUACUCCAGUCUUGAAUUCAAUUUACUUUUUCUUAAGAGAUGUACAUGAUUUGUUAAAUUCAAGAAAUAAAUGUUGAAAACAUUUGUCACAAGAUAAGUGAUCUUGAAUUAAAAAAAAAUUAAAAACAGCCUUUUCAAUGGCUUCUGAAAAUGGUUUGAAUUAAACAUUUGAUUCUAAUUUAUUUAAGCAUGAUUGCAUGCUCAGAAUCAGGUCAAGGAUAAGGACCAUUCUGCCCAGUGCUGAGGAGGUAGAGGCCCUCUGUUCAGCUCACAUGCAGGCACCAUUAAUAGUUUAAAUAAUGUACAGUACAUAACAGCUUGCAUUUAGAAUUCACGAGGGCUAACCAAAACGGAGUAUCCUGGCAAGGUUUUCUUUUGAUGCACUUGUAUUGGUUUGUGUAUAGGGUGUCGUUUUGCAGUGGUCACCCAGUGAACAAGUCAUGUUGCCAUUGCUCUUCCUUACCGUGAAUAGUCUACCGUAUCAUUUUUUUUUAUAUUAUAAUUUCAUUUUACCUGAUGUAUCAUGUUCAUUAGAUUAUUUAAUGUCAUUUUUAUCAAAUGCUUUUUGUAUUACAUAACUGUUACAUACAAGUCAUGCAUCCCAUAAUGAUUGUGAUCCUGUUAACAUUUGUGGUUUGUACUCAAAAGUGUACAUAGAAGUUUGUUAAUAAAUUGUGUACUUUUAAUGAA
Messenger RNA from Conger conger (European conger), 3404 nucleotides. RefSeq names its product sodium/potassium transporting ATPase interacting 4 (gene nkain4). The coding region runs from base 279 to 905 and encodes 208 amino acids. Gene Ontology annotation, biological process: regulation of sodium ion transport. Lineage: Eukaryota; Metazoa; Chordata; Actinopteri; Anguilliformes; Congridae. The transcript is spliced from 7 exons. The record is from RefSeq and is a predicted model, not a curated record.